UAAAAAAAACUGUGGUAAAGACAGACAGGUAGAUACAGACAGACAGACAGACAGACAGACAGGUAAAGAUAGACAUGCAUUUCAAAAUAAGAGCUGCGGCUAAAGAAGACUGCAGACAAAUCUCCAGGAUGAUCAAGGAGCUGGCGGUUUUUGAAAAAAUGUCUGACCAGGUGAAGAUUUCUCAUGAAGAGCUGGAGCGUGACGGGUUCUGCCAGAAUCCGUUCUUCGAAUGUCUCGUCGCCGAAGUUCCAGAGCAGAAUAAAUCUGAAGAAGGAUUCACGCUUGUCGGAUACGCUCUGUACUUCUACACGUACAGCACGUGGAUGGGCCGCUCGGUGUAUUUGGAGGAUCUGUACGUGAUGCCAGAGUUCAGAGGAAACGGCAUCGGCAAAGGUCUGAUGAGCAAAGUCGCCGAGGUGGGGAAGAAGAAGCAGUGUGUGCGGCUGCAGCUGUCGGUGUUGGACUGGAAUACUCCAGCUCGAGACUUUUAUGCCACGAAAGGAGCUCAGGACCUGACGGCCAGCGAAGGCUGGCACUUCAUACGCUUUGACGGACAGAGCCUGGACGAUCUGGUAAACGAAGCGCCCAAAGAUUAGACGACAAACUGUGGCUGGUUUCUUUAACGGGUACCUCGUUCCUCCGAUUUAAAGGUGAUUUAGUUGUCGUGGUGUUUGAGUCUUUGUAGGAUCCGGUGCUGACUGGCCGAAGACUUUUUUUCUCAGGUGUGCUGCUAUUUAAUUCCAGCAGGUGUCACAUUUGACCAACUGAUGGACUUCCUGUCAGGUCUUGAAAGAUGGCGCUGUCUUGAAAUUGAUAAUGUGAAAAUAAAAACAAGCUGUACAUUCAAAAGGAUGCCAGCAACUCUGUAAAACAAAACUCUGUAUAGCACCAAUGAUGUAGUCAUUUCAUGAAAAUGUUCUUAACUUGAUGAAAAUUGUAAUAA
Larimichthys crocea (large yellow croaker) is the source of this 943-nucleotide messenger RNA. It is a transcript of the gene sat2b, whose product is annotated as spermidine/spermine N1-acetyltransferase family member 2b. The transcript has 6 exons. Gene Ontology annotation, molecular function: N-acetyltransferase activity. Bases 75 to 596 code for a protein of 173 amino acids. The record is from RefSeq and is a predicted model, not a curated record. NCBI's taxonomy places the organism in Eukaryota, Metazoa, Chordata, Actinopteri, Sciaenidae.